AGAGUGAGAUUUCAACAUGGCUGAGCUUUACCAGGAUCUAAAAUGUUGAGUUUCUCUGUUUCGAGCCUUGAAAUCCACGAGAAAUGGCGAGAUUGGCCGAUUACUUUGUGGUUGUUGGUUACGAUUCUGAAAAGACGGGCUCUGUUGAAGGGUCGGGGAAGAUAAUUCAGCGUUUUCCACAAAAAGACUGGGAUGAUGCACCAUUUCCACAGGGAAUAGAAUUGUUUUGUCAACCUGGUGGCUGGCAGCUGUCCACUGAACGAAAGCAGCCGACAUACUUUGUGGUGGUUCUGACAGAUAUCGACUCAGAUCGGCACUACUGUGCAUGUCUAACUUUUUAUGAAGCUGAAAUUAAUUUACAAGGAGCUAAACAUGAUGAUACAGAAGGUGAAGACGAGGAUACAGGGUUAAUACAACCUGCACAGGUGUUUGCACCUAAAAGUUUGGUGCUAGUGUCCCGACUGGAUUACCCAGAAAUAUUCAAGGCUUGCCUCGGCAUCAUUUACACAGUGUAUGUCGACAGUCUGAAUGUGAACUUGGAAAAUGUGAUUGCCAAUCUUUUUACGUGUUUGGUGCCUGUUGCUGGAGGGUCUCAGAAACUGUUUUCGUUGGGAGCUGGAGAUAGACAAUUAAUACAAACGCCGUUAUAUGAUGGUCUUCCUGUGACGAGUACAAGUGUAGCUCUUCUUUUUCAACAACUAGGUAUCCAGCAAGUGUUCAGCCUUUUCUGUGCUGUGCUCACGGAAAAUAAGGUUCUUUUUCAUUCAACCAGCUAUCAAAGACUCAGUGAAGCAUCCAGAGCACUGGAGUCUUUAAUAUUUCCUCUAAAGUAUAGUUACCCUUACAUUCCGAUUCUCCCUGCACGACUGUUGGAAGUGCUAAGCUCACCAACUCCAUUUAUCAUUGGUGUACACUCCAUGUUCCACAGUGAAAUUAAUGACCUGUUGGAUGUGAUCGUUGCUGAUUUGGAUGGUGGUACUGUUAAAAUCCCAGAAUGCAUUCAUCUAUCCCAGUUACCAGAGCCCCUCUUACAUCAAACUCAAACAGCACUUUCUCUUGUUAUUCAUCCAGAUCUAGAAGUAGCUGAUUAUGCUUUUCCUCCUGCUCGUACCGCUCCUUCUAAUCUAAGAUUGUUGGAUAAGGAAGUCAGGGCAGUUUUCCUUCGAUUGUUUGCACAGCUCUUCCAAGGAUAUAGAUCAUGCUUGCAACUGAUUCGAAUCCAUCCUGAACCUGUAAUAAACUUUCACAAGGCAGCCUUCCUGGGACAGCGUGGAUUGGUUGAAAAUGAUUUCUUGACAAAAGUUCUUGACGGAAUGGCUUUUGCCGGAUUUGUAUCAGAAAGAGGGCCUCCCUACAGAUCUUGUGAUUUGUUUGAUGAUUUAGUUGCCUUUGAUGUGGAAAGAAUCAAAACUGAGGAGGGAAUUCCAACCAAAAUGCUAAAACACAUACGAGAACUUGCAGAACAGCUCUACAAAAAUGAAAACCCAAAUCCACACAUGGCUUUUCAGAAAGUACCAAAGCCAACUGAAGGUUCACACAUGAGGGUGCAUGUACUGCCAUUUCCCAGAAUAAACGAAGAUAAAGUACAGGCUCUUCUCCAGGAAGGUCUCUCAAAGCACCUUAAUUCGCCACCUGCUGUUCGAGUUGAGAAGAAGUGCAUUGUACCUGCUGGCCCACCAGUUGUGUCAAUAAUGGAUAGAAUGGGAUCCGUUUUUAAUAGUGCCCGUAGAUUGGAAGUUGUUCGAAACUGCAUCUCUUACAUUUUUGAAAAUAAAGUACUGGAGACUGAGAAGACCCUUCCAGCUGCAUUGCGUGCCCUGAAGGGCCGGGUAGCUCGGCAGUGUCUCAUACAGGAGCUAAGCUUACACGUUCAACAAAACCGGGCAAUACUGGAUCACCAACAAUUUGACUACACAGUGAGAAUGAUGAACUGCGCUUUACAGGAUUGUUCCGCUUCUGAAGAAUAUUAUGUUGCAGCUACAUUGCUGCCACUGACAACAGCAUUUUAUCGGAAAUUGGCAACAGGAGUUAACCAAUUUGCCUAUACCUGUGUACAAGACCAUCACGUCUGGACAAAUCAACAGUUUUGGGAGGCUACCUUCUACAAUGAUGUGCAGAAUCAAAUACGAGCACUCUACCUCCCCUCAAGAAACGAAAAUUUGCUAUCAAAUGUCAAGCAAAAGCUUAAAGAACCAGUACCGACAGAGCAUGAGAAAACAGCUAUGGACAUUGCAGCAGAGCAGCUGCGCUUAUGGCAAACACUCCACAAAGAGAAACAGCAGGAGCUGGAGAAAGGAGAGGAAAACACUGUGUUUAGCCAAGCUAUUCAUUAUGCCCAACUCAUGGUCUAUCUGCUGGUUCCUUUGGAUACAAGCAAAAAUAAACUGCUGCGAAAUGCUACAACAGGAGACUGGGAAAGUGGGAGCAAUAGUUUUGUCACCAACAGCAUUGCUGGCAGUGUUGCUGAGAGUUAUGACACCGAAAGUGGAUUUGAGGAUGCAGAAAACAAUGAUGUUGCCAACUCAGUAAUUCGUUUCAUUACUAGAUUUAUUGACAAAGUCUGUACUGAAAGUGGGGUCACACAGGAUCAUAUCAAGAAUCUUCAUUGCAUGAUACCAGGGAUUGUGGCUAUGCAUAUUGAGACUCUUGAGGCUGUGCACCGGGAAAGCAGGAGGCUUCCACCAAUACAGAAGCCCAAAAUUCUCCGGCCAGCUUUACUACCUGGUGAAGAGUUUGUUGCUGAGGAAUUGCGUGUUGUUCUGGACUCAGAUGGUCGAGAGGAGGCGUCUGGAGGAACACUUGGUGGACCACACAUUCUGCCUGCAGAGGGGGCCUUAUUUCUAACCACAUACAGAAUUAUUUUCAAGGGUACUCCACAUGAUCCCUUGGUGGGUGAGCAAACAGUAGUUCGGAGUUUUCCCAUUGCAUCAAUGACAAAGGAGAAAAAGAUAAGCAUACAAAAUCAGCUUCAACAAAAUAUGCAAGAAGGACUACAGAUUCGAUCAGCAACCUUUCAGAUCAUUAAAGUAGCAUUUGAUGAAGAAGUCACCUCUGAGAUGGUGGAGAUCUUCAAAAAGCACAUAAUGAAGUUUCGGUAUCCACAGUCAGUCUUCAGCACUUUUGCUUUUGCUGCAGGUCAAAAUGCACCCCAGAUAAUUUUGCCAAAACAGAAAGAAAAGAAUACUUCUUUUCGCACCCUUUCUAAGAAUAUUGUAAGAAGUGCAAAGAAGGCUGGUAAAAUGACCAUAGGUCGUCAGUACACAGUGAAAAAGAAGCCAAUUGUUUUGACAAUAGAUGAAAGAGGAAAUCGAUCAGGCUGGAAUGAAGAGGAUGAUAUUUCAGCUUCAGAUGAUGGUGAACUUCCCACAAGUAGCACUUUGAAAGCUUCAGAAAAGUCAACUAUGGAGCAGUUAGUAGAGCGGGCAUGCUUUCGAGACUACCAGCGGCUGGGUCUGGGAACUAUCAGUGCAAACUCAUCACGUUCCAAGGCAGAACAUUUCAGGAUAACUGCUGUCAAUAGGAUGUAUUUACUAUGCAGAAGUUACCCUGGACUUGUGGUAGUACCUCAGUCUGUAUUGGACAGCAGCUUACAGAAAGUUGCACGUUGUUAUCGACACAACAGGCUUCCAGUUGUUUGUUGGAAACACUCUAAAACAAAGGCUGUCCUGCUGCGCUCUGGCGGAUUCCAUGGAAAAGGAGUUGUGGGUCUCUUUAAAUCCCAAAAUCCACACUCAGCUGCUCCUGUGUCCUCAGAAUCAUCAAGUAGCCUUGAACAAGAGAAGUACCUACAAGCUUUGCUGAAUGCAGUGCCUAGCUUCUCCAGAAUGAAUGGCAGCAGCACACUUACUGGCCAUCCCAAUGUCCUACUUUCUCCAGAUGCAGCCAUUGACAAGCGAUACUCGCGAGCAACCAGUGUUGUAAAGCAGGUGGUCCCAGCACAUUUGGACGUGCAUCUUCCAAACAGUUUUACACGUGGAGUUCUCGGGUAUAAGGACAAGCUGUUCACUCAUUCUCAGCAGAAGAACACUGUUAAAGGAAAGGUCUUCAAUCAAGGUAUGUGGGCCAGCUUGCGUUCCAGCAGUCGUUUCAAUACUCAGUUUUCAACCACUGAUGUAGGAGCAAGAUUAGCAGGAAAGGAAUCCCCUGUGACCAUUGGCAAUGACAAUUCUCUGCAGAAUCCACUUCUAAAGCACCAAGCAGCAUUGUACCUCUUUGGGGAAAAAUCUCAACUGAGAGGUUUUAAACCUGACCUUGCAAUUAACUGUGAGCUGAUACCUGUGGAUUACUGUGAUAUUCGUCAGGUGAAAGCCAGUUUCAAAAAGCUCAUGAGAGCAUGUGUACCCAGCACAAUUCCUAGUGAUGCGGACAUGACAUUGUACAGAUUACUAGGAGAAUCUGAAUGGCUAUUGCAGAUACACAGAAUAUUGCAACUGGCUGUGGUGAUAGCAGAACUACUUGAGAGUGGUUCUUCGGUGAUGGUAAGCUUAGAGGAUGGCAUGGACAUUACAACACAGGUGGUUUCCUUGGUGCAAUUGCUGUGUGACCCAUUCUACAGAACACUCGAAGGUUUCAAAAUACUGAUUGAAAAGGAAUGGUUGUCCUUUGGCCACAAGUUCAGCCAACGUAGUAAUCUAACUCCCAACAGCCAGGGAAGUGGCUUUGCACCAAUUUUCCUGCAAUUUCUGGAUUGUGUGCACCAGAUUCAUCACCAGUAUCCUAUAGAGUUUGAGUUCAACCAAUAUUAUCUUAAAUUUUUGGCUUAUCAUUAUGUGUCCAAUCGCUACAAAACCUUCUUGCUGGACUCUGAUUAUGAAAGAUUAGAACAUGGAAUUUUAUUUGAGGACAAGGUGGACAAACAAGCAAAAAAAGGUCUCUGUAUUUGGGAAUGCAUUGACAGAAUUCACAAGAAAGGGCCUGUUUUCUUCAGCUAUCUGUAUAGUCCAGAAGAAGGAGAGAAACAUAUACUAAGGCCCUGCAUAAAUAUUUCUGCUCUGAAGAAGUGGGAUUACUACACAGGAGAAACACUUUCCACUGGUCCUUCGUAUGAUUGGGACAUGGCAACUGUGAAAGGAGGUGUUACUGAGGAACAAGAACAGACUGAUGGUUCAGUUCCACAAACACUCAGAAAAGUAGUGUGGCCAUGUUAUGACAAUGUCAGUAAAGUACAGCCAGAUGCCAUUACCAGGCUGCUUGAGGAGAUUGAAAGGCUAGAGAAUGAAGUGAACCAAAGUCCUGAAUGGUGGAAACCAGUUUGGGAUCGAGUAAAAGUCAACCUCAAAGAAGAUGUAAAAACAGAGCAAAAUAGAGCUGCUUCAUCACUCAUGGCAUCUAAUUUGCAAUCCUUUCAAAGAAGGUCUAUGCUACAUUUGGCAGACAAUGGGAUUGGUGAGAAUGAUCGGAGCACCACCACAUCACCGUCUAAUGGAGUAAAUACGAGGAGAGCAGCCACUCUAUAUAAUCAGUUUUCUUCAAAGGAUGUGGAGAACAGAUCAUUUGAAGGCGUACUUUACAAGAGAGGUGCUUUACUGAAAGGGUGGAAACCUCGAUGGUUUGUUCUCGAUGUCACUAAACACCAGUUGCGAUACUAUGACACUGGUGAAGAUACAAACCCUAGAGGAUUCAUUGACCUGGCUGAGGUUGAGUCUGUUAUUCCAGCAUCAUCAACAUUAGGCGCAUCUAAGCAUUCAAACGAGAGAACAUUCUUUGAUUUGAAGACAAGUAGACGUGUUUAUAACUUCUGUGCACAAGAUGUACAGAUUGCUCAACAGUGGAUGGAUAAGAUCCAGAACUGCAUUUCAGAUGCCUAAUAAGAUGUAUUUUAAAAAGACCAGGUGGGAUUCCACCAGUCACGAGAUUAAAUCUCAGCGCCACUGAAAUAAAUAAACAAGAUAAUAAAGGUGUUAAAGGAUUAUAUCAGUCAAACAGGUGAAAACCACGGAAUGUUCAACAGAAGAAUCUGGCAAGCAGCUUCAGCAAAAGAAACUGGUUCUGAUAUCUUAACACAUCCCAUUGCGCUUUAACAAUGUGAAAUGUAAACUUCAGCCACUAAAGUCUUUAAUAUACUGUAAUAUAGUCAUGGAUCCAUUGCUUUGAUGGUCUUGCUUGCAGUUUUCAAUCAUUGACGUCUAGAACCACUGUAGAUAGCAUGAAUUUAAAACUGUCCAAAUAACUUGUAAAUAACGUUUAUAUUGUAUUUUACUGCACAUUAGUACCUAAAGCAAAAACAAAAUCUGUCACAGCAGUACUCAAGUCUGCAAACGACAUUGGAAUGUUUGCACUCGUGUGAAACAGAAAUUAGAGUGCAAUAACAUUCAAAUGGCCAUUCAUAAUCAAGACCUGUUCUGUUUAUGUCAGUUUUGUAGAAUAUGUAUAUAAACAGACAAAUGUUUUUUCAGCUUAUCUUGAUAUUUAAAGAGGUUUUGCACACUAAAAAUGAGUAACCUUUUUUAAUUUUUUUUACUGUUGAUAUUUUUUUUUAAAAAUAGUUUUGAAGGCUUUGUGUUAUUGCUCUACUGAAAACUUUAUUCCACAUUUUAACAAUUCCCAGCUAUAAACUGGAGACUUUUAUAAAUUUUAUGUAGCUUGUGACAAGUUUCUGUGGAGUCCAUGCAGCAUGUUUAUUACCUUUGUACUUUUCAAAGAAUUGUAUAUAUGGCUUAAUUUGAUUAUAUAUGUCUCUUCCCGGAAUUGCUGGAUAUUCAUAAAUCUAAUUUUAACCACUUAAUGUUUUAUGGAGCACUCAAAAAAAUCUAUUAAGUUCAUGUACUAAGUCAUAUGAGAUCAAAAGAAUUAUCUUGCACAGCUAAGGUAAAACAACAGGUGUGCCAUUUCACUAUGAGGCAUACGUCUACUAAAAUAGUCUAUAAUUUCAUGUUAGCGUGAAUGGAUUGUCAGAAAAGUUUUCACCAUUCCAAUAAUAUGACUUUGCUAAUGAUCUUCAAACAAUAGAUUCAAUUUGCACAUAACCUUGUUUUAAUUUGUCAAGUUUGUAUAUACCGUUCAUCUACUUUGUAAA
This is a messenger RNA of Hemiscyllium ocellatum (epaulette shark), 7015 nucleotides long. RefSeq names its product SET binding factor 2 (gene sbf2). The transcript has 42 exons. NCBI's taxonomy places the organism in Eukaryota, Metazoa, Chordata, Chondrichthyes, Orectolobiformes, Hemiscylliidae. The record is from RefSeq and is a predicted model, not a curated record. Bases 84 to 5807 code for a protein of 1907 amino acids.